Molecule: messenger RNA, 639 nt
Organism: Kwoniella botswanensis
Lineage: Eukaryota; Fungi; Basidiomycota; Tremellomycetes; Tremellales; Cryptococcaceae
Product: endoplasmic reticulum vesicle protein 25
Exons: 7
Coding region: 1-639 (212 amino acids)
Biological process (GO): Golgi organization; intracellular protein transport; endoplasmic reticulum to Golgi vesicle-mediated transport
Cellular component (GO): endoplasmic reticulum; Golgi apparatus; endoplasmic reticulum-Golgi intermediate compartment
Source: RefSeq, a predicted model, not a curated record
AUGAUAUUCCGACCGAUACUAAUCGUCCUAUCGCUGAUAUCAGCAGUCUACGCUGUCAAGUUCGAUUUAGUUGCUGAUAGGUAUCCUAAACCUCGUACGUUUAUAUGGAACUUUGCAGCCGCCCAUUCGUUGGUGAUAGUGACAGCCAACGUACCGUAUGAGAAUGGACAAAGAGUGGAUAUCGAGAUUCUAGAUGGAUCAGAGAGGGGGAACGUAUACCUGAAUAAGAAGGAUAUCAAAGGAGAAACUAGAUUGGCUAUUACCACGCAUGAGUCAGCGGAUGUUGGAGUAUGCUUAAGGAAUUACCUAGAAAGUGACUCUCAUGAGAAAUUAUCGAGAAGUGUGGAUUUGGAUGUGGAUAUUGGUGCAGAUGCAAUAGAUUACAAUGCCAUAGCCAACCAGGAAUCACUAUCCAUCCUCGAAGUGGAAAUGCGUAAACUCGAAGCUGUCGUAAAAGAAAUAGUAGAAGAGAUGGGUUAUCUACAGAGGAGAGAGAUGAGAAUGAGAGAUACUAAUGAAAGUACCAAUUCUCGAGUCAAGAACUUUUCCAUCCUUAUAACGGUCGGCAUAAUUGGACUAGGUGCAUGGCAGCUCAUCCACUUACGGUCUUUCUUCAAACGAAAGUACCUGAUUGAUUAG